AUGCUAUUCAAUCACAAUGAAAUAGAAAAAAAUUGCUCAGAAAACCAUCACAAAUUAGAUUUCUGACUGAUAAAAAUAAGAAAUCAUAUAUUUUCUGCUUUCAAUGAAAUUUUUGGAGAAAAACACAAUAAAAAACUGAAAUUCAAGCAACAAGCGAUUUAUGAAGUUUUGGUAAAUUUAAUUAUGAUUCUGCAGCUCAUGUCUAUUGUAUGAUAUCCACAUUUAGAUAUUCCAGAUUGAGAUUCGUAUUCAAAAUUUUGGGAUAUUAUAAGAAUAACUAGCUAUGAUAAUAUUUGCGCUUGAUAUGGAUUAAUGAAUUUUUGCUAUUAUGGCACCAUAUUAAUAAUAGGAAUUUUAUCAAUUUCUUUUAGUGUCUGUGCAAUUUUAUUUUAUUUCAAGAAAAAAUUGCCUAAUAUUAUUGGGAUUUUUCUAAAGAAGCUUGCAGAUAUUAUUUCUACAGUUUGUUUAAUUCCUUCGCUUAUAAUGUUACUCGCAAUUUUGAAAUAUUCAGUCAUAAAUCCAAACUCAAUUGAUGAAUGGGAAAACACUAGCCCAGAAGAUCUCAAUUUUGGGCUAUUUGGGGUAAUUUUUUCAUCAUUUUGCUUAGUAAGCUUGGUUAUUAUAAUUUUCUUUUAUGAAAUUUUUACAAGUGAUAUUAGACACUCAAGUUAUCUUAAAAAUAUCAGAGCAAGAUCUUCUGGGACUUUGGAUUUAUAUAAGCAGCUAUUUUAUGUAGCCAUGUGCGCUUCUUAUGUGUGGUUUGGGAAAAAAUAUAUAAUAUAUCAUCAAGCGAUCUGCUUUUCAUGCUCACUUUUAUUAUCUAUCAAAAUGGUCAGAUUUUUGCAAUAUUUUAAUUUUUUUGAAAAUGCUAUCCAAGUUUGCAAAAUGGGCGUAUUAUCUUUAACUUUAUUGAUAUUUAUUUUUGGAGAGUUAUUUAGCAAUCCUCUUAUGAUCUUUAUAUUCUCAUUGAUCCUUCAGCCAGUUUUUCUUUUUUACGUUAUAAAAAUCACUUUAAAAAACUAUAAAAACCUUGGUAAAAAAAUCCUUGUAAAUAAGUUUGAUUUUGAAAGAAAAUUCCGUUAUUUACUCACUAAUCCAAAUCUAGAAGAUAAAUAUACUUUUUUGCUAUAAUUUUUUAUAGUGUUCCACGUGUGGGAUUUUGCCCUACACGUGAAAAAUUUUUUAGCAUGUCAAGCCUACUUAUUGGCUUGCUUCCAUAUGCAAAAAAUUUUUUACGUGUAGGGAAAAAUCCCACACGUGGAACGCUAUAAGAAAUUAUAGCAAUAAAUUAUGUCAAAUAUUGAAUUUAUUUAGCAAAUACUCUAAAAUAGCCUAUUUUAGAAAAAGCAAGCUAUUUGUGCUAUGAGAAUUCAAUUUCUGCAUAUCUAUCAUAAAUGACGAAAGGCUAUCUCGAAUAAAAUUAAUAAAAAUUGCUUCAUGUGAAAAUAGUUUUGAAGGGGAUAUCCUAGAAUGAAGAGCUUAUAAUUGGCUCAAGACAAAAAAAUGUGAAGAGUACCCUGAAAUAGUUUAUUUAGAAUACUUACAAAAGCUUGCUAAAAUAAAGAGAGAGAGAGAUUAGUUAGAGAGGUUUAAGCGGGAUUAUUUCAGCCCCUAGCCAGUCGGACUUCAGCUUCGUGCUUCAUGUGGCACUAAGCACUAAAGCCACCUAACGCCCUUUUUCUUCGGAGCCAUCAAAAAUGGUGACGUCCUCAGUCUGUCGGGGAGACUCACCCGACCCUGCUGGAUCAAAAAUUUCGGCAAGGACUCUCUUAACCCCUGGUGGUGCUCAGGGUAUGAGAGGAUCGUCCAUUGUCUUCUUCUGGAACCACCUGUGCCAUUCGCAGGCACCAUAAUGCUCCUCCAGAAGUGCUUGAUUGAUGUUGCGCCGUCGGUAUCUUGUCUGUGGGUCGAGGGGAAGCCCAGUCAGCCCAAGCCUGCACCCCACCCCGGAGAAUUGCCAUCUGCGACCCCUUGGCCUUCCGGCCGUUUUAUUUUUUUUUUACACGGCCGAAUUCUGGGAUUUUUUUUUGCUGUCGCCGAGCCAAAAUGGAUUUCCAUCUUGCAAGAUGGAAAUUCUAAAAUAAAGAGAAGAGAUGAGAAUUUAUGUUAUUUAAUUAUAAAGUUGCAGUCUGAAUUUGUGUCUAAAGCUCCAAGAAUGCAAUCUCUUAUAAGCUUAUGUAUUAAAGCUUCAAAAAAGUUAAAUAAUAUUGAGCUAGGCUAUAAAAAUGCAAUAGAAAAGCAUAAAAGUUAUGAAAUAUUUGAACUUUAUAUUGUCCUUGUGCCUUUUUGAGCACAAUUAUACUGCCCAUACUGAUCGCUAGUUUUUUUAUUUUCCCAAAUCUGGGAUACGAAGCUGUGCGAAGUAUCUGUACUCAAAAAUGUGCAAGGGAGUAUAAUGGAUUUUUAGAUAAUAUUUUAUCAAAUCAUAAAGAAGCAAAUAUAAUCGAGAAAAAGAAAAAUGGAAUAGAUUUUUCUAUGAUUCGGCAUAAAAAUUCUGAUAAAUAUGAAGAUAGUGAUGGAAUAAUGCUAGUUUCUGGGAUAGAGAGCACGUUCGGAACGAUUAUUUACAGCAACAAAAAAGCUUCAGAAAUAUUAAAAUCAUCAAUUAUCGACCUUUGUGGAAACUCGAUUUUUAAUCUUUUCCCUUAUAUUUAUGGAAAUCGUCAUAGAAAGCUUAUGAGAAAUUUCAUUUUUAAUUCAGAAGGUGUUGAAGUGCCUUGCCAUAACCAUUUAUUUUUUCAAAAUCAGCAUGGAUUUCUUAUAGAGUGCAGUUUGACGAUAAAGCUAACUGCAUUUAAUAAUGAUGCCUAUUUUCUUAUAAAGUUUCAACAAAUCUCUACAUUAAGGCAAAUUGCAUUGAUUUCUGAAGAUGGAAUAGUUUUAAGCCACUCAGAAUUUUUUCCUAAUUAUGUAGGCUACAAUUCAAAAACCAUUAAAAAUACUCAUAUUUGGAAUAUUAUUAAUUUUGACAUGCAAAACCUGAAAGAUAAUGAGCCAUUAAUAAUGAAAUUAAAUGGUGGAAUAAUUGCUUUAUUAUUUAUUCGAAAAAUUAUAAAAUCUCAAGUACUUACUUCUUCAAAAAAGAACAAAUCAUUUUACUGCCCCAUAGAAGGCAUUUAUUUAAUUUUGGAUAUUGAAAAUUCCAUUUAGCAGCUCGCUGGUGAAUUUAUAUGCUUUAAAAUGCCAUGUUCUAAAUGGAUUCGGCUUAAAAGAAUUUAAAAUUAUAUAUAUAAAAUAUUUUUUAGAAGCUGAUUUUAGGAUUUUCACAUAUAUUUUGCCAAUUCUCAAGUGAAAGCUAGAAUUUUAAUAGCAAUUAACGAUGAAUUAGAGAUUGAAAAAUUAAGAGAAGGGCAGAAUAAAAAUUUAUUAGAAAACUCAGAAAAAGAUGAAACCAUAUCUUUAGUUUGAAUUAAAGGCACUGUAAAUAGCCAAGAAAGUAAAGACGAAUCUUUAAGAUUUCAUAACACAGUUAAAAAUAUGCAAGAAUCAUUAUUUUCAGAGCAUGAAGAUCAACAUUUAUUAUAUAGUAAAUCUCUUACUGAUAUGAAAAUUUAUAAACAAUCUUCAGCUAAGUCAAGUAAUUUUUAUACAGCAUUUUUAAAAAAAUUAAUUAUAGAUUCAAAGAAAAAAAUCAGGAUUGUCCAAUGAGUAUUAUUUCUUGUGGUAAUAUAA
Blepharisma stoltei is the source of this 3672-nucleotide messenger RNA. The record is from the annotation of a GenBank genome assembly. Lineage: Eukaryota; Ciliophora; Heterotrichea; Heterotrichida; Blepharismidae.